AUGGGGGCUCGAGAUCGUCCUUCGAGGUCUACAGCCUCUUCAAGGGCUUCUUUAUCCAGAGUCGCCACUGAGAAAUCGGCCCCUGCUCUCGAAGCACUCCCUAAGCGCAGCAUCAACCGGAGUCAAGUGCGACCUCCUGCAUCUGGAGUCACGGAGAUCCCAGACUCUGACGAUGAUGAGAUUUCUGCCUCCACCUCAAAGCGGACAUUCAAAGCAGUCGUAAUCCCUAAGCGUGAUUUGGCUCCUGCAAAGCGCCGUGGCAGGCAGUCCGAGUCAACGGCUCCGUCUUCCAUCGCCGACUCAAUGGACUCACCUGAUUAUGAAACCCCAGGAACUAGCACUGUCCCAACACCUGAUCCAGGCACAUCGAAAGCGAGGGUUGGAGCGACAGCCAGGGCUUUGCAACUGCAAUCCUCGGAAUUUUCUCUUCGCAGCUGGGGUGGGAAUUGGAGAAAACGAAACAUCGCUGAAAUCACCGAUUCAGAUUUUGAAGAUGCCGAUGCGCAACUUGCGGAAAAACUCCAGAGAGAAGAGUACGACAUGGUCGUGGAUUCGGAGGACAGCGACGACGAGCCUUUGAGCAAGCGCCGUCGCACUCGACCCUCCGUUGUUGACAUGAUAGACGAUGACGGCGACGACGACGAUGACGUGCAAAUCUCUCACGUUCGUCAGCCUCGAAACGGGCUCCCCCUCCGCAACCAUGACUCUUCCACUGCUGGUGCUGCGGCUUCACUCUCCAGCUCAGGGCUCUCUUCAGUGGACCCGAACGAUGAUACAGAGUUGUCCGAUUUCACCGAACCAACUCUGUCAAUGAACUCGGCAGACUAUAGUGAGGUCGACGACGACGACGAUGAUUCAACCGAACCGCCGUGGACUCGGAAGGGUCGUAAGUCCAUGGACUGGACAAAACUAAGUGAAGAAGAGAUACUGUUCUGGGCAGACCCUGCGAAGCGGCGUCAAUUGAGAGAACGCAAACGCUUGGAAAAAUCUCACCCAGAAAUCAAGACCAUGUGGACGGACCUCGCAAAGAUCCCAGUCAUCAAGCCUGUGCAAGCGCUGCAACCAACCGGCAUCAGUCGAAGGCUGAAACCAUUCCAGCUUGAGGGUUUGGACUGGAUGGUGAAACAGGAGAAGUCCCAGUGGAAAGGUGGCCUGCUCGGUGACGAGAUGGGCAUGGGAAAGACCAUUCAGGCUGUCAGCCUUAUUAUGUCUGACUAUCCUGCCAAAGCUCCCAGCCUAGUGGUUGUCCCUCCAGUGGCACUCAUGCAGUGGCAGUCGGAGAUUAAAGAAUAUACCAGUGGAAAGCUGAAGGUGCUGGUUUACCACUCUUCUGCCAAUCCAAAAUGCAAGCUUCUCACGGUCAAGGACUUGAAAAAGUACGAUGUCAUCAUGGUGUCUUAUUCUGGUCUAGAGUCGAUGUUCCGAAAAGAGCAGAAGGGGUGGACUCGAGGCGAUGGAAUCGUCAAGGAGGACAGUGUUUUGCAUUCGAUCAAGUAUCACCGACUGAUCCUCGACGAGGCUCACAGCAUUAAACAGCGCACUACUGGUGUAGCAAGGGCCUGUUUCGCUUUGAAAGCCACCUACAAAUGGUGCUUGUCUGGCACCCCUGUUCAGAACCGCAUCGGCGAGUUCUUCUCCCUCUUACGCUUCCUUGAGAUCCACCCCUUUGCAUGCUAUUUCUGCAAGACAUGCGACUGUCGUGAACUGCACUGGUCUCAGGAUGAGUCGAAAAGAUGCGUCAAAUGUCAGCACAGCGGCUUUAACCACGUCUCUGUGUUCAACCAGGAGAUCCUCAACCCCAUCACCCAGGGCGGCAAUGAAAAACUCAGAAAAGAAGGCCUGGACAAGCUGCGUCUUAUUACCGACCGCAUCAUGCUUCGUCGCAUGAAGCGCGAUCACACGUCUUCCAUGGAGCUGCCACCGAAAGAGAUCGUUAUACACAACGAAUUCUUUGGAGAAAUUGAACGCGACUUCUCUCAGAGUAUCAUGUCAAACUCGACUCGGAAAUUCGACACCUAUGUUGCGCAAGGUGUGAUGCUGAACAACUAUGCCAAUAUCUUCGGUCUCAUCAUGCAAAUGAGACAAGUCGCCAAUCAUCCCGACUUGAUUCUACGCAAAAACGCAGAAGGCGGGCAGAAUGUUCUCAUCUGCUGUGUCUGCGACGAGCCAGCCGAAGAUGCCAUCCGUUCACGGUGCCGCCAUGAAUUUUGCCGCCAGUGCGCCAAGUCAUAUGUCCAGUCCUUCGCGGGUAGUGCCUACGGAGGUUCUGAGGAUGAUGCAGAUUGCCCCAGAUGCCACAUUCCCCUGGUGAUAGAUUGGGACCAGCCUGAAAUCGAGCAGGAUGAAGACAACAUCAAGAAGUCCUCCAUUAUCAACCGCAUUAAGAUGGAGGACUGGACCAGCUCCACCAAAAUUGAAAUGCUCGUGUAUGAUCUGUACAAGCUGCGCAGCAAGAAACAGACGCACAAAUCCAUCGUGUUCUCACAGUUCACCAGCAUGUUGCAACUCGUCCAGUGGAGACUGCAGAAGUCGGGGUUCAGCACGGUGCUGUUGGAUGGAAGUAUGACCCCUGCACAGAGACAAAAGACGAUUGAACACUUCAUGAAUAACGUCGACGUUGAGGUCUUCCUCGUCUCGCUCAAAGCUGGCGGUGUCGCUUUGAACUUGACUGAGGCCUCUAGAGUAUACAUCGUGGACCCGUGGUGGAACCCUGCCGCCGAAUGGCAAUCUGCGGACCGUUGUCAUCGGAUCGGUCAGCGUCGCCCUUGCGUCAUUACUCGGUUGUGUAUCGAAGACUCGGUCGAAUCAAGGAUGGUGCUGCUCCAAGAGAAAAAGGCCAACAUGAUCAAUGGCACGGUCAAUAAUGACCAGGUCGCGUUGGACAAAUUGACGCCAGAGGAUAUGCAAUUCUUGUUCCGUGGUUCUUGA
Fonsecaea erecta is the source of this 2928-nucleotide messenger RNA. RefSeq lists its product as hypothetical. The record is from RefSeq and is a predicted model, not a curated record. Gene Ontology annotation, molecular function: ATP binding; metal ion binding; ATP-dependent chromatin remodeler activity. The transcript has 3 exons. The coding region runs from base 1 to 2928 and encodes 975 amino acids. Lineage: Eukaryota; Fungi; Ascomycota; Eurotiomycetes; Chaetothyriales; Herpotrichiellaceae.